Moesziomyces antarcticus is the source of this 1500-nucleotide messenger RNA. RefSeq names its product lipoprotein. Bases 1 to 1500 code for a protein of 499 amino acids. Lineage: Eukaryota; Fungi; Basidiomycota; Ustilaginomycetes; Ustilaginales; Ustilaginaceae. The record is from RefSeq and is a predicted model, not a curated record. The transcript has a single exon.
AUGGUCAAGUUCUCUGCUCUUCAGGCGGUGGCUACGCUCGCUGUGGCUGGCACCGCCAUGGCUGCCGACGUUCACGGCAUGAGCCGCACCAACCAGCGUGUGCACGCGCGUCAGAGCUCCGGCUCCAUCAUGGCGUCCGACUACCAGAACGGCGACCCUGCACCCGGUGCACGUUCGGGCGAUGCGGCGGGCCAGACGGUCGUCAUCGACUCGGACGGUGGCCACGACGACAACUCGCAGCGCGCGGGCUGCCCCACCAUCUUUAUCGGCUCCGCCGCCGUGGGAGGCUCGUUCAGCUCCGGCUGGAGCGACAUGCCGCAGGUGCUCGGCUUCGACACGAUGCGCGACCUUACGCUCGCCAACAACGUCGUCCAGCCGUACAUCAUCGAGCGCGGCAAGACCGCCAGCCAGAUCAAGCGCGUCGUCAUCACCCAACCGGGUCUGCCGCGCGACUACUGGAAGUACGCCAACCUGGUGCGCAACUCGCUGCUGUGCGCCUCGGUCAACUCGACGCUCGGCAUCAACCGCGACGAGAUCCUCAUCGCCGCACCCACCUGGUUCAGCACCAACGACGCCUCCGCCGGCUCGGCACAGUCCAACGACCUCGUCUUCAACGGCGGCGGCUGGGCCACCGGUGUGGACUCGGCCGGGCCCAACGGUGCGGCCAUCUCGUCGUUCGAGGCACUCGAUGCGCUCGUCUCCAAGUUCUUCGACAAGUCCACCUACCCCAACCUCCAGCAGGUCGUCAUUGCGGGCCACUCGCUCGGCGGCUCGUUUACGCAGCACUAUGCCAUGCUGCGCAAGCAGAACCAGGCGCAGGACGGCAUGAUGAGCUACUUUGUCGGCAACCCGGGCGCCUACGUCUGGCCCACCUCGCAGCGUCCCGUCCAGAACCCCGGUGGCAACUGCGCCAGCACGGCAGAUGAGUGGGGCUACGGCCUGCAGGACCUGCCCUCGUACGGUCAGGGGCAGGGUAGCGCCAGCAGCAUCGCAUCGCGCUACUACGGUCGCACCGUCACCUACGGCCUGGGACUGCAGGAUAACGAGGGCGGCGACAGCCAUUGCGAGGCAGCUUACCAGGGCACAUCGCACCUCACGCGCGGCCAGAACUUCCAGCGCGCCCUCGAGGCUGCGAACGGUGGCAACGUGCCCGCCAGCCACACGUUCAACUACGUCGCAGGCGUCGCCCACGAGGACUACCUCAUCUUUAGCGACCCCGUGAGCCAGUACCAUCUCUUCGCCGCCGGCACCAACUUUGCUGCCAGCGCGUCCGCCACGUCGUCCGCUGCGGCGUCGUCGGCUACCAGCAAGAGGGGCUCGUCGUCCUCGGCUCAGUCCGGUGCAUCGGGUUCCGCUGCUGCGCCUUCCGCGUCCGGCUCGUCGGCAGGCUCGUCGUCCGGCACCUCCAGCGGCGCAGGUGGGCUCGCUUUCGCUUCGCCCGCAGCCGUGGUCUCGGCCAUGCUUGCCUCGUCCGCAGCCUUCCUCGCCCUGGCUCUCUAG